Messenger RNA from Linum trigynum, 3448 nucleotides. The record is from the annotation of a GenBank genome assembly. NCBI's taxonomy places the organism in Eukaryota, Viridiplantae, Streptophyta, Magnoliopsida, Malpighiales, Linaceae.
CUCAAUUAGGUCCAAGUUGCAAUUAACUUUGGUUGAUCUACUGUUGAUUAAACUGCGGAAGAUCCUAAAUUAGCUUGGAAUCUCUUAAGCUGACCAAGCCCUCUCAGUCCAACUACCCGGUAGACGACUAGUCUUCACCAGGAUAGAAAGUUGAGGCUAUGAACACAGAACUCCACUACUGGAAUGAAUUCCAGUACAAAGCAGUGAAUUGAUUGACUCUCGCACAACCAAUUCACCACUAUCAAUCAAGGAAGCUCUCUUAACCUCAUCAGAUUCUAUCUAUCAUAGGUUAAAGCAGAAAUCAAGAGAAUUUGAUCAAGAUUCAAUUGACUCAAUAAAUCAUGCCUCAAUCAUUUAUAAUCAAACAAUAUAGCACCCAAAACUUCAUACAAGAAAGAUCCUAACACAUGGAACUAGGGUUCCUCAAAACCUAAGUGAAGGGAAGUUACUCCAUAGAAAAGAGAGAGACUGCAAAAAUCUGAUCUAGAUCUUCAAUCUCCAUCUCCAAGCUUGAUUCCCGAGCUCCAAUGGCGAAGAAAUCCUCCAAAAUCCUCCAAAAUGGUGAAGAGAAUGUCCCUUGGGUGUUUGGGAACCAAAACCCAGCUCUCCCCUUUCCUUUUGCUGAAAAUCGGGUUUUAAACAGAAAUUCCCGAUCACACGGCCAGGCCACACGGCCGUGUGACUUUCCCAGAUGCCCGUGUGAGUGCUUGGUGAUUUUCACACGGCCACAUGGCCAGUUCACACGGCCGUGUGGGUCGUGCCUGUGUUUAAUGCUUUGCCUCUGUUUAAUGCUUUGUUUCUCCCUCGUCCGGACUCCGAAUCAGUCGCCGUUUGAUCCCAGAUGCUCGUAGUCUCGUCCUCUUUCUUUUAAUGACAAAAUUACAUGAUUAUUUGUCCAUAAUAUGAUGUAGAAGUCCAUUAUUCCUCAGGUCAUGCUCGUGUUUCUUCUCCCGAAUUGCCGAAUGAUCUCCGAUUGACUUGAAACUUGCGCCUAUGCUUCAAUUCACAUGCUAGGACCUGAAAUGUGACAAAGGAACACAACCUAGCGUAAAAUAGUCCAAGAAAGCAGAAAAUCAAGCCAAAAUGAUCAAGAAACGAGGGUGCAAACAUGUGCAAAUCCAAUGUUAUCACUGCUCCACGAGAAGCCUCAAUUCAAAGUUUGGAUCUGGUCAUGGAGUGUAGCAUGGCUCUGCAUAAUGGCCCGCGAAGGCCACCAUGGCUAACUCCAGCUCCGAUGGCCCUUCUGGUUGUGGGAGAAAUUCUUCUUGAUAAGGAGGUUGUUCUUGAUAUGCCGAGGGGUCUGAUUGUUCUCCGUAGUAAGGGGGUUGGUACUGGAACCCGAAUCCAUGGUCUUCUCCUCCUUGAUUUCUCCAGGAAGUUCGGGGUAACACCACUCGGAUGGUGGUGGAUACCCCCAAUGGUUGGAGAAGCCAUGAGGAUCCAUGAUUCAGAUCUGCACCAACAAAAACACCCAAGUGAAAAGCAAGGGUGGUAAAGAAAAGAAAAAACGCUAAAGUAAAAAACUUAUGCCUUUCCUAAUAAUCUAGAAAGUCCUCGGCAAUGGCGCCAAAAACUUGACUCGCUAAAACACAACUCCUAACAAAGGUCAAGUGUAACCAAUGAAAGGGACUGCAGUAUAGUGGCUCAAGUAAUAAAUAUUGAAUCCAUGGGUCUCUUAAGUUACUAUUACUCAGCUUCAGUUCAUUAUCUAGCAAACCAGAUUAAGAUAGAACAACUAAAACUACUCUAGCAAACUACGGUUAAAGUUAAUCUAAUUACAGGUAGGAAACUCAUUUAGGUAUGAUCCCCCUAGCCGCUAGCCAGAUUAAUGAUUGAUGAUCUCUAACUUGUUUCACUUUCAUUCACAAUGCGGAGAAUCCUUAACUAGACCUUGAGUCUCGACUAAAGGAUUAAGUCCCUCUUGAGACAAUUGCCUAGAGGAACGUAUCCUUAUCUAGAACAACCGAUCAAGGCGUUCUGAACAAGAUUCCCUCUAUCGAAUGAGGUUCUCAAUCGAUACAAAGUAGUGAAUCAACCCUCGACUAAAGCAGUCGAUCCAAUACUAUCAAUCUAUGGUGCUCUAUUGACCUAAUCGGUUAUUCGCUCUCAUAGGAUCAAAGCAGAAUCAAUAAUCUCGACUAAAGCAGAAUUGAAUCAUGAAAACAUGCAUAGAUUGAAUAUGAACUCAAUAUUAUCAAGUAGGAGUACUCAUACAAUCAUCCAAUCAAACAAACAUGGCUAGGGUUCCUCAAAACCUAAGUGAAGGGAAGUUAAUACUCCAUAGAGAAGAGAGACAGUAAGAAUCUUCAGAUGAUCAAUCUUCAAGUCCGGGCUUGUUCCUCGAGCUUCCAAGGCUCCAAAAACGCCCUCAAAUUGUCCUCUCACUAUUUGGUUCGUCCCUUGGGUGUUUGGGAUCCAAAAACCCAACUCUGCCUCUUCAGAAUCCGCAAAAACACAUUUAUACAACUCUUAGAAGAAAAGUUACGGUCCCAAGUUAUGGCUCAGCCCGUAACUUAUGAAAUGAUUCUGCCUCCUGUGGCCUCGAGUUACGACCCAAAUGCCCGAGUUACGGUGCUGGCGGUAACUAUGAAGGCCAGCCCGUAACUCUGGAGAGGCUGCUGUCUUUCAGUCAUACCUCCCUCAUCCGAGCUCCUAAUCAGUUGCCAUUUGAUCCCAGACACUCGUAGUCUUGUCCUUUUUCUUUACAUGCCUAGAUUACAUGAUUCUUUGUCCAUUAAAUGAGGUCGAAAUCCAUUCCUCUUCAGGUCAUACCCGAGUUUCUUCUCCCGAGUCGCCAAUUGAUCUCCGAUUGAGGGUAGACUCACCCCGAGCUCGUGAGCACCCAUGUGGUCAUUCGUCGCCGCCCUCAGAUAAGGGAGGUCAUCGAGAUGCCCGUCGGUAAGGAGUUGAACCCAAAGGAGAAUGUCCUUUGACUCCCCUCACGGAACCACGCAAAACCAUUUUGCAAAUAAUCCAAGAUAAGAAAAUCUCGAUCGUGUAGCCAGCUCCAAUAACCAAGGAACCACGAAAAGGGAAGAACAAGUAUUGCGAUUUCCACCGAGGUUAUGGUCACGAUAUAGAGCGUUGUUGGACUCUAAAGAAUUCCAUAGAAGAUCUUUUUUCAAAAACGACAUCUCAAGAAAUACGUUGAAGGCUCAACAAAAUGCUCCCGAGAGCUCUCGCCCACCGAUCGAGGCAAAAAUCUUUAGAGCAUCGUUGUUCGAGGGGUCGUCGAUGUCAUUCAUGGGGGAGCCGGCCUCGAGGGCUUACAAGCUAAAUCUCCGACGAAUGCCCAAGCCAUGAUGGGCUCCACCUCAACAACAACAGCCACUCCUCCAAUCUCAUUUGACUCUCAUGAUUUAGAAGGAGUUGCGCACUCACACGAUCACCCAUUGGUAAUAAAGGCAACAAUAGCCGAUUACGAGGUCAAUAGAAUCUUGGAGGAUGG